AGGUAAUACGUUUAUUUUGUUAAUUUAAUUCACGUGAAUAUUUUCGUUCAUCAAACGAAGUUUCCAAAAUCAAGUUCCGUAUUUUUUGGCAAAUUUCAUCAACGAUCAACGACUUCUCCGUCAGCUGACGAUGCGGUAAACAAUAGCGUCAAGCGUCCCCUUUCUUCCAAUCGGUGAACUACAUUUUGAAUUUGUUCCAAGGUCUCGCAAGUCGCAAAAUAAAUUACUUAUUGCUUUUACUACAGCUUCUGCUUACACGGACGCCAUUUUUUUGGAAAAGCUUUUUAUACUUUUAUUUUUUUAUUUAGAAAAGAUUACUUUGAUUAGUGUAUUUAUAUUAUUUAUUAGCGUACCGGCGAGUUAAUUGCAAAAGUUUCUCAAGUUUUGUUUUCAUUCUAGAAUUACUCGUUUAUUCUUACAAAAGUAUGAAAUAUUUGUUCAGAAAUGAAUUCGUAGGUUUUAGAAAUUAAACGCGCAUAACUUAAUGAAAUUUAUGGACUACUACAAGAAAUAUGAGUUUAUUGGUAAACUCCAUGGUACAUAUAGUUCGAGUUGAUAACAAAAAAAAAAUAGUCAGAACGUCGCUAUAUCGAGCAACGAUUCAUUUUGGCUGAAGGAAGCGAAACAAAAGAACUGGUUUUAUUGUAGCGAAAAGGAGAACAAUCCCAAUACUUGGAAAAAAAGGUCUAUCGAGAUUGGAGCAUUAUAUUAUCAUUGAAAAGAAACUUGUAGACAGUUUUAUUGCACUCGUUGAAUUUUGGUACAUCGAAUAAUUCACUGCUUGCUUUAUAAGAUAUAUAUGCUUUAUUACAAUGGCUUCAUUUCGGAAAUCAGGUGUAAAUAGACCUCAAAAGUCUUCCUUUAUAAAUGGUAGCCCGACAGACACAAAAUUCAAAACUAGACCCGGUGUAAUCGUACCGAAUAGAGUAUUCGUCGGAGGUAUUUGUCCAUCGGCUACUGAAAACGAUUUAUUAAGUCUUUUUGGCAAAUACGGCACAGUCAAAGCAGUGAAAAUAAUCUCUGAUCAGAAUGGCGCAUCUAAAGGCUAUGGUUUUGUUACGUACGAAAAAUCCGACGACGUAACUCGAUUGCAAAACGACGCGAAAAGUUUGAUGUUUAACGAUCGACGAUUGAAUAUUGCGCCGGCAGUUAUGAAGAACGAUUUUCAUUCGCAGAAUCCACAAUUUGUUGGCCGUUUUGCCGAUUCGUAUGUGGUUCCGGUUACCCCGAGCAAUAUAUAUUUUGCUAAUAAUAUACCGUAUCAAUAUCAAGAAAGCACUUCUGUAUUUCCAAAUAGUCCUUAUGCUCCUCCGCUGACCGUAUUACCAGCUGUAUCCGAUGGUGCCUAUUAUCAGAAUGGUUAUAGUUCGUCGCCUAACUUCGUGCCAACUACUCCUUAUCAAGGAGCAGCAUUAUUUUACCCAGUACCGCAUAAUACAUCACCUGUUAUGGUAGGCCCACAAGCGUACAACUCAUCGUAUCCUUCAGUUUCGGUAUCUAAUUCUAAUUAUGUAUAUUCAUCACCGGCUCCAGCAACAUCAUCACCGCCGAGCGCAUCAGCCAAAACGUCAACAGCGCCCGUCCCAUCGACUGUAACGAAUACAUCCGAAGUGCACGGCGCUCACGGAGGCGGUGGCGGCUCGCAAGUGGUCCAGACAUCUGUACCGCCACCUUUACCGUAUCCGAUAGCUCAUCCGCCGCAGUAUUAUAACGGUAGCGUGGCCGCACCGCCGUAUUCGGGAGAGGUAUAUUAUAACAUGGUACAAGGUGCGUGCUAUCCGGUGAUGACGGUCAACGGACAUGACGCCUACAUUCCAUAUUACGACGUACCGGACACAUGCAACAGUAACGUUGCACCGGAGGAAAACAAUUACGAUGCGCAAAACUACCACGAAAUUACGCCCAACGUACAAAACUACAUCGCCGAGCUGAAUAACAAAGACACAUCGCCACCGACCUCCUCAGCGGUCAUCAAUACGGAAUCGAAACAAAUGAUGCCGGUCAUCGUACCGCAGUCGAAUUCGGAUCACGUUCAAGAGCAGUACGUAUCAGCCGAAGCGAAUAACGUAGCCAACGCACAAGUCGUAACGCAGGUACCAGUUCCGGUAUCAGCCACGCCUCAGACUCCGGUAGUGACCGGACGUACACCGCACGCGAAUACCGACUACAAUAAUCCGUCUAAUUAUAUGCAGCAUCGGAACGCCACCGCUAUCAUCUAUCAGAAUACGCCGGUACCGCCGAAUAAUAUGUAUUAUAAUCCGAUUUACCUGACGGAAGCCACAACUCCGGCGUUAACGCAAAGCCCGUACCCGAAAAACUUAUCCGAACAUUACGUAAGCGAUCAUUUACCCAAACGCGACUCCAAGUAUUCGCAGAAGAAGUUCUCAACUUCGCCGCAAUCCAAAGACAACGCUAUUAGUAUUCCUAAUAUACCCAAGUUCCCGUUCACCGAGUAUAUUAACAACAAUUUUCCCGGUUUCGUUAAUCGUAAUGUCAAAGAGAAGGAUUACAAGAAUGGUAAUACGAAAAUCAACGAUAACAAAAUACCGCCCAGACCACCACGCAGUAGUAGCAACGGUAGCACCGGAUUGAAACCCAGAGUGUUCCAUAAUCAGAAUCAGUUUACUGCCGGAGCUGGUAUGCCACCGCCGCCGCGUAAUACGCACAGAAAUGGCAAUGGUGUUCCUAUUCAGGGUAAUGUUCCGUAUCCGAGAUCCAGCUCAGCCGGUGCGAUGAGACCGAUGCACGAUCAAAUUCGACACGCUUACGAUUAUCAAAAUAGUUACCAAGGACAGAAUAGCUAUCAGAAGUACAAUUACGAAAAAAAGAAUCUGUCUAACGGCGGCGGAUAUCAUCGUGUCAAAUACGAAAAAACAAACGGCGGCCAGCUACCAGUCAAUCACAACAAUAACAACACCAGUAUCGCCAACAACAAUAACAACAGCACCGUUACCAACGCUAAUGAAACGUACUCGAAAAAUAGCAUCUCACCGGCCGAAGACGUUACGAAAAAACCCAUCCAAACCGAGCUCGAUACCGGCGUUAAAACGAAUAACAACAACACCACCACUACCAACGAAUGUCCAACGCCAUCCGAGCAAAAUAGCAUAAACAGCAGUGGCAGCUGCGGUAACACAGGCCUAGCCAAUAAUGUUCCAGUUCCGGUAACGGAAAAUGUGCAAAAUCAGCAACAGCAGCAGCAACAACAAGUAUGCCAAGAAAUGCAAAACUUAGCGUUGUAAAACAAUGCCCAACCCUGUGGAAAAAGUGAAAAAAUCUUUUUUUUUAUUCGUUUAUUUUUUUAUAUUUUUUUCAUCGUUGUACAUAGAUUAAGGUUAAGGAUAUUAUGAUUUUUUUUCUCCCCUUUUCUCUCUUAAAACACAAACGAAAUCAAAACAUGUCAAAAGUGAUACGCGAGACUAUAAAAAGCCCAACGAGAGAAUUACAAGAAUUGUGUCGAGUGAUCGUAGAAGGUAAACAAACAAUUAGGUAAUAGUCGUAUCUAAGAGGAACUGAAGUACGUAUAUUUUGUUUUCUGUAAAAAAUAAAAAAAUCGCAAUCUAGAAGGGAAAAAACGAUUACAAA
Messenger RNA from Planococcus citri (citrus mealybug), 3585 nucleotides. RefSeq lists its product as uncharacterized. The transcript is spliced from 10 exons. The record is from RefSeq and is a predicted model, not a curated record. Gene Ontology annotation, cellular component: cytoplasm. The coding region runs from base 813 to 3242 and encodes 809 amino acids. Gene Ontology annotation, biological process: 3'-UTR-mediated mRNA stabilization; positive regulation of translational initiation. Lineage: Eukaryota; Metazoa; Arthropoda; Insecta; Hemiptera; Pseudococcidae. Gene Ontology annotation, molecular function: mRNA 3'-UTR binding; translation activator activity.